UUUAAAAGCAGCUUCUAAUGAGUUUGAAUCUGAGGAUGAUGAUGAAAGGGUUAUCGAUCAUUUAGUUCUUUGUAUUCAUGGUAUUGGACAAAAAUUAAGCGAAAGAGACGGUGAAGCUAGUUUUAUUAAUGAGAUAAAUAAAUUUAGACAAACUUUGAAAAAAGUAUAUGCAACAAACCCACCACCAGAAGCAAUUGCAAGACUAGGAAAUCGUGAGUUAUACCCAGAUUACGGUUUGCGUAAUAAGAAAGGAAGCCAAUUUGGUAAUGGUAUACAAGUUAUACCGAUUCAUUGGCGGCAAGACAUUAAGUUUGGAAUUGCAUCAGAAAGUGAGCAAAUUCAACGAGAUUUAAGUCUGGCUAUUAGUGAAGAAGGUCAGCCUACCUUGGAUGAAAUCACUUUAGAUUGUGUUCCGAAUUUAAGAUUAUUAAUUUCAGAUGCAUUAGUAGACGUAUUAUUAUACAUGACACCAAAAUUUAGAGAAAUGAUGCUAACUACCGUGACAAAUGAGAUGAAUCGCGUCUACAAGUUAUUUAUAGAUCGUAAUCCAAAUUUUUUAAAAAUUGGUGGCAAGGUUUCAAUUUAUGGACAUUCACUUGGCUCGCUUUUAGCUUUCGAUGUUCUGUGUCAUCAACCACCAUUUGUUGGAUCGUUUGGUGGAAUAUAUGAAGAAAAUUCAUCACCUUCUGUUUCCUUAAGUGAGAUUUCCAACCCUUUUUAUCGUUCACAAGAUUCAAAUAUUAACGGAUCGCAUUUAGAAUUAAAUUCGAAACACAGACAAUUGUACAGAAGAAAGCAAAAGCAACUAAAUGUGAAGUUGGAAUUUGAAGUUGAAAAUAUGUACGCUAUUGGUUCACCAAUUGGAUUGUUUCUAUUGCUAAAGGGACUAAAGAUUGGAAGUAGAGAAUAUUAUAAUGCCAUUAGUAAGGUUAAUCAAUCAAAAACUUGGUCAGAUAUAAGUUUGGGUAACGAAAAUGAGGAUGUACGGAACGGUGAUGAACAAAUAAAUGAUGCUGAAACGAUUACAAGUGAAGGAAAUGAUGAUAGAAAAGAUGUUAAUGACAAAAAUGAACAGAAUAAGAAACCAUCAUCUGGAAAUCUUCCAUUUUAUGAAGAUAUAGAACAUAUGAUGCAAGAUUCUGUAACUUUGAUACCACUCUGUUAUCCAGCUUGCAGAAGCGUUUAUAAUAUCUUUCAUAAAGCUGAUCCAAUUGCAUUUCGAAUGG
Messenger RNA from Racocetra persica, 1226 nucleotides. The record is from the annotation of a GenBank genome assembly. Lineage: Eukaryota; Fungi; Glomeromycota; Glomeromycetes; Diversisporales; Gigasporaceae.